AUGGCCCCUUCGAUCGAGAGCUCAGAACAAAUUGCACCGAGAGACGCUAUUACAACAUUUAAAUGUGUCCUCCAUCACAGCCUCGUGACGAAGAAUUCGGAGGCUCUCCAGUUUCAUGCGGCUGCUGCUUUGCAAUUGCAAUUCGGCUCUCUGAGUGACAAUAUAGUCAAAUCGGAUGAUCGCCUUAUUGCAUCCCCUUACAAUGAUCCUCCCCACCUGCUUGACCUCAAGACCCUCGACACGCCAAACCGACUGCUGGCAAAAGCGUUGACCGUCCUGAAGCCCACUCGAGAUGAUUAUGCUACGGCUCCUUACGCAGAAUCAUUCAACUGGCAGGAGGUCGUUGAUUUGCUGCCUAAAUUUCCUGAUGCGAACGGAUAUCCCUGGCAGAGACAGGAGUUCUAUGUAGUUGUAUUUCGAUCGCGCCUGCGUCCAGAUGCCAACGUCCAACUCCUGCAAGUGCUAGAUAACCAUUCGCAUCGGGAGGCGACUGCUAGUGGGGGUCUGUUAAAGUAUUGGUUCGGAAAUCGCAAUGAAAAUAACGAAAACCUUGCAACAUGCAUAUGGAGAAGCAGAGAAGAUGCUUGUCUCGGAGGCACUGGCCCAUGGCACAAACAAGCUGUAACUGCUGCUCGAGACCUGUACGAGCAAGUUGUUUUCAACGCUUUAUCCUUGGUCAUACAGGACGGGAAGUUGGGGAUUGGCGACUGGAGGGAAUCCAACGAAAAAUGGUUUACUGUCACCGAGGCCGAAUAA
Messenger RNA from Penicillium brevicompactum, 756 nucleotides. RefSeq lists its product as uncharacterized. The record is from RefSeq and is a predicted model, not a curated record. NCBI's taxonomy places the organism in Eukaryota, Fungi, Ascomycota, Eurotiomycetes, Eurotiales, Aspergillaceae. The coding region runs from base 1 to 756 and encodes 251 amino acids. The transcript has 2 exons.